AUGGCCCCAGUUGCUGUGCGUUGGUGUGUCAGUUGGUAUCAGAUCGAGCACAGGUUCACAUUGAGCCAGAAUACAUGGCUUCAUUCUGCACGUGCACGUUCAGGAGAUACGUAUUUGACGCUUAAACCUGGAGGCUUUUGCGUGACUCAGGCCUACUCCGGCCAAAUCGAGCAACAUGCAUGUCUCCUCUUCUCUGAAGUUAGCUUAGGCCUGAGCUCAACACUGUGCCUCCUAGUUACAGCUCAGUCUCAUAAUAUGCGACGAAUCUCAGCUCAACUGGACGCCAGCCAAAAAGUUGCACAUACUUUCGGGUAG
Messenger RNA from Protopolystoma xenopodis, 315 nucleotides. NCBI's taxonomy places the organism in Eukaryota, Metazoa, Platyhelminthes, Monogenea, Polystomatidea, Polystomatidae. The record is from the annotation of a GenBank genome assembly.